AUGUCGACCAUGAUCCCAUAUGUACUUAAUUAAAUGAAAAAUACGUCCGUAGAGCUAGGAUACAGACUAGACAAACUUAUUAGUAAGGAGGAUCCAACUGGAUUUCUAUCAGGGCGUUAACACAAGAAAUGUGGCGAGACCGUACAACCGGACCAAGGUCCUCAAACAGUGGAGCCAGGCACUACCGGAAAAAACAAACUCCAGACCAUUUCAUUGCAUUUCAAAUUACAAAUCGAGAGAUAUUAAGAGAGAUGGAACAGGUCCAGAAAUCAAUCGUGUCCAAGAAUGCAUCCCUGCUUAAUGCCAUGACAUCUGUACAUAAAUCCCAUAUUACACUUAUGGUCAUCAGCUUGACUGACUAUCAUCAGAAACAAAGAGCAAAAGACGCACUUGACUUGUGUGCGUCUAGACUACAUUCGGAGUACAGGAACUCUCCUGUAGUGUUAGACAUAGCAGGCAUGGGAAGCUUCGGUGACAGAGUGAUAUUUGCAGAAGUACAUGGUAAAGAUGCCAAGAAGGGUGACGUCCUUCAACAUGCUCAUGAUAUUGUGCAGGCUUCCUUUGAAGAGUACGGCAUUUAUACCACAGAUACUAGAUCACACUUCACUCCACAUUUGACAGUGGCCAAGACCUUUACAGGUCCAGAACGUCUGGAAGUACCAAUGUCGUUCUAUGACCAUUUCUUUGGAAGCGAGUCCGUCACUAGCAUCCAGCUUUGCUCAAUGAAAGCAAAUGAAGGCUAUUAUGAUAUACUGCAUGAAGUUCAGUUUGUUUCAGGUCCAAAGCCUUCAUCUCUAUCCUCCCCGGAAAAGUACUUAUCUUAUAAUGAUGAAUCAGUGAAAGACACUGAGGACGUGGAAUCGGCUACAAAAGGCAUAGAGAGAUUGUAACUGAAUUUCGGACAUUACAGGCAGACAGAAUGCCAUUGGAUUUCCUAUUUGUACUUUUUCAAGGUUCUACAUGUAGAUCUAUUUAUUUUUAUUUUAAAAAUUCCCUGUGACAUGGCAUAUAUCAUCUAGUCUAUAGGAACACAUAUAUACAGUGAACUUGGAGCCUAAUGUGUUUCUGGUCACAAUACGCUUGUUCAAAAUUUUGGUUAAGGAAUAAUGUCAAACCAACAAAAACAGGUGUUAACAUUCCUCUUAGUAGUGUUCAUCGAAAUACUAGGUUUAGUGUGGUAUUAUAAAGACAAUGAAAACACUCGAUGAAAAGGAUAAUAUAUCUAGCUAAUGAAUUUAUCGAUACCAAAACUCAUGAUUCUUCAACCAAACUUCUAAUACUCUUGUCCCAUUGCUGUUGAGACUAAAAAUCUGGUAAUUUGAUCAUAUAAGCAGCUAUGAAAUAUAUUUCUAUGUCACUAUCUACAAGGUGAUUGGCCUAUAGAAAGAAAUCCAAUUUGACACGCAAAAUGUCUCGCAGAAGGACAUCAUUGACCACCUCACACAAAUCCGAGAUGAAAAUGGACUAAGGACAAAAAGGCUGAAAAUUAGAUUACUCAAUCUUUUCAAUGGGAAAAAUUACAAGUUUACAUUACACUGAUAUUCUCAAAAAGGCUGAAAUCAGCCAAUCGGCUGAACAUUUUCAUCUCUGACAAAUGUAAUUGGCGACACAUUUGUUUUUUUCUAGCCAUACAUUCUUGUAUUAUGUCACAACGCUGGCCAAUUUGGCUUGAUGGCUACACAGAAAUGUAUCAGUGAGUUUGGUAUAUAUUGGCGCAUCAAAAAAUGUUAUUUGCUUUCUAUAAAACACUUGCAAUUGGUAUCAAUAAUGCUGGUGUAGAGUGUUACUACAUGUAAAAGGUGUUUUCAUUGGAAAAAGUCUGAAUUGUUGUCGAAAGGAAAUAUACACAUGCAAGACUUUUAUGAAGCCAAUUAAGAACCUGAUAAUUUUUUUUAUACAUUGUAGUUAUGGCACUCUUAUCGUCGAUAGUGACUUUUUAUGUCAUCCAUUUUUUAUAUUUUUAUAACAGUACCAAGCUUUUUCAUUCACUAUGCUGCUGGGAUUGUGUUAACAGAAUAUUUACCACAUAACUGACCUAGCUACUCUACCAUGUGAUACGACUUUGUCAUAAAUAUUGUAAGACAUAUGACUAUUUUGUAAGACUAUUGUAAUAUCGAAGAUAGUUUAGGGCGUCACAAUUAACAUACUGAGUGGGUAUGACGUCGCAUGACUGUCUCUGUAGAGAAAUACAUAUCAUCCAAAAGAAAAUGUGCCUGUUUUGUAUAGAAAUUUAUUUACACUCAUUAAUAUGAGUUAUGUGAUAAACAGAUUCUUACACUCCUGACGAUGUCAUAUGGAAUUUAUUAAAAGUCGUUUGAUAAAUUCAUGACAAAGACACUCGUGUAAAAUCCUUUAUUUAUGGUGCUAAACGGAUUAAACAAAUAUUUUAUAUUUUAAUUCUGCAUUUAUCAAUUCAUGAAAUGAAGAUGUACAGGAAUUAAAUAAAAAAUAUCUUCAACAACA
Pecten maximus is the source of this 2463-nucleotide messenger RNA. RefSeq names its product A-kinase anchor protein 7-like. The record is from RefSeq and is a predicted model, not a curated record. The coding region runs from base 129 to 890 and encodes 253 amino acids. The transcript is spliced from 7 exons. Gene Ontology annotation, cellular component: cytosol. NCBI's taxonomy places the organism in Eukaryota, Metazoa, Mollusca, Bivalvia, Pectinida, Pectinidae. Gene Ontology annotation, molecular function: protein kinase A regulatory subunit binding.